AUGUACAUAAGCUAUCAUCGAAAUCAAUAAAUAAUUGGAUAUUGCAUAGAUAGACCAUGCCCAAAUUAAAGGCCUUAUUGUCAUUUUUGCUUGCCUCGUCAUGGUCAACAUCUUGACAGGUUAACAUCUUAAGAACUUUUUAAUGAAUGGAUUUAACAACGAAUCCUUAGUGCCCACAAUGUAUAAAAGAAUGUUUAAGAGUGUAAAUUAUCCUUUGAUAGUCUUCUCAAUUUGUUGAUUCCUUAUAUUAACUUUAAUAUAUAGUAAUUCUCAGAAAUAGGAAUUUCAUAGAUUGAUAUCAUGAUAAAAGGAUUAUUUUAAUUGGAAGGUUGCGAGGAAAUAUUAUUUAAACAAUUUAAACAGUCUGUCGAAUAAAUCAAAUAGAUUAUAGAUUAGAUAUUAAAAAAAAUAAAGAAUCAAACAAAUUAAAAAGAAAAGUGUAAUUAGUAAUCUCAAAAUUCUGACAGAAAAUAAUUAAUAUUAGAAGAGUCAUAACAUCUAAGUAACUUUAAAAUAAAUUCAAACCAGUUCACCUUUGAGCUCAUGAAUUAAGACUCAAUUAAAUAAGAUAAUAAUUCUUAUGCAUUAGCUUUUAAUAAAGAUUAAUCUAUCAUAUUAGCUGGAUGUAGUAAGGAUAUUAAAGUAUUUGAACAUUAAUAAGGGAAAUUAAAUCAGGUUUAAUUGUUGAGUAUGCAUACAAGUAGUUACUUUAAAUUUUAUGAAAAAGACUAAUAAUUUUGUAUCUGGAAAUUUAGAUAAUUAAAUUAUAAUAUGGUAGGUGAUUGGAAAUAAUUAAUGGAAUUGUUAAUAAAUAUUAAAUGGACAUUCUGGUAGUAUAUUUUGUUUAUUGUUAAAUAAUACUGA
Paramecium pentaurelia is the source of this 864-nucleotide messenger RNA. The record is from the annotation of a GenBank genome assembly. NCBI's taxonomy places the organism in Eukaryota, Ciliophora, Oligohymenophorea, Peniculida, Parameciidae.